AUGUUGAGCAACCUCGCCGGCCUUCAUGGCCAGGGCGGCCAGCAAUUUCAGCAGCAGCAGGGCCAACAGCAGCAAGGACAGCAGCAACAACAACAACAGCAGCCCAACCAGGCUCCCCCGCCUCCCCCACCACUCAAUGGCCAGGACCUAAACCUAUCAAACAUCCUCCAUUUCUUACAGUCAGAAUGGCGAAGAUACGAACGCGAACGGAACGAAUGGGAGAUUGAGCGUGCAGAAAUGCGGGCGCGUAUCGCGCUCCUCGAAGGGGAACGGCGUUCCUUUGAGAACACUCGCAUUGACCUAUUGCGACGCAUUAAAAUGCUUGAAUUCGCGCUGCGUAUGGAGCGCGCAAAGCAGCUCAAUCAACCAGCAAGCCAGGCACCUGUGCCAUCUAAGGUCGCUGCACUUCAGAACCAGUCCAACCCGGCAUCGACUAAGGAUGAAACUGGCAGCCACAAGGAGGGCAGCAGUGGUAGCUCUCCACGUAGCGAAGAUGUGCCCCUACCCUCUGAGAACCGUAUGUCGAUAGGAGGGCCAAGUCUCCCGAACGGAAUUGGCGCGUCUAACCCGAACAAAGCCAACACCUGGGGUGGCUCUAAUUGGUCGGGUGCACCAAACGCAGCUGCUUUGGGGAAACCACCUCCAGGCAGAGACCCUAAGAGCCGGGCACGGAGUAGAGAUUAUCUUAAACAAUGCCUACAGGAGAUAUCUUAUUUGACAUCCCCUCAGGCCAUGAAUCCUCUACCUCAACGACCUCUUCUUAGCAACCAGACGAUGCCUUUGACUCUUCCGAACGUCCCUGCACUGAACGAAAUGGCCUUCAAUGGAAGGCCAAGGAAAGUGUUACCUGAAACUGGCAAAGAUUUCCCCGUUUUGAAUGGUAUGAUGGGUGGGCCAGUGGCGAGUCAAUCGGGAUCCAACAAUCAGGGCUCGGUGCUCGAAAGGGAUAAUGGGAUGAACACUGGGUCAAAUAUCCCUCUGCAGCAGCCUCAACAACAAAAUGGACCUCAAGGCAACGGCUUCCAGCAACAACAGAUGCAACAACAGCCCAUGGAUCAAGUGCAUUCGCUCCAGUUACCAGGACAGCAGGCUAACAGGGAAGGCCUCGAUAAAUCUGAGGGAGUAGAUUCGCAAAUACCUACCGCAAUUUUCCGUCCGGAUAGGGAAUUCAAAGAGCGUUUAGAACGGGCACGCUCAGAAAGAUUCUCCCCGCAGGACAGCCACGGAUCUGGUGUCUCCGCAUGGGAUACGUCGGGAAAAGACGAAGACGACGAUGAUAAAGAGGAUGUAGAGAUGGAUGAUGAGGAUACUACCUCAGCAGCCAGUGAUGAUGACGGGAAAGUCUGGCGGCCCCGACGUACUCUGCGAAAUCAUCUUGAUGCUGUAAGAGCACUGUCUUUCCACCCGACCGAGAUGUGCCUCGCGACUGGUGGGGACGAUUACACAGUAAAAAUUUGGAGAAUGGACGUAGUCGGCUUAGCGUCAUCCGCAACACGCGGAACCAUCGAGGUUGAGCCUCAAUUAACCUUGCGUGGACAUACCGCUCCGGUUACAGCACUUGUACAUUCUCCUCAAAAACGCCUUUUGUAUUCUGCAUCAUUGGAUUCUUCAAUACGCGUGUGGGCAUUGCCUCCUGCAGCGCAUACAACCUAUGCCCCUCAUGAUCCAGCUCGGAUCCGCGGCGAACUUGUUGGGCAUACUGACUCCGUAUGGGGACUCGCACUGCUCCGUGAUGAGAGCGUGCUUGUCAGCUGUGGAGCGGAGGGAACCGUGAAAGUAUGGGAUGUCGGUGCCGCAUCUGGCAUAGGCGCUUUGAAGCUGAGUUGGGGUUACAAUGGGCUUGACAGUGAGGAAGACGAGCCAACAGAGACUCCAGGCGCGACUUGUCUUGAGGCCAUCAAGUCGGACUUGAAGAAAAUUGCCGUUGGGUAUCAAAACGCUACCGCGAAAAUAUUUGAUGUUGAUACCGGCAAGCAACUGCUUCUCUUACAAGGCGAGCCCAGUCCGGAAGGCGCAGAGAGCUCUCAAAUUAAUAGCAUCGCAUCGCAUCCAACGAUGCCCCUACUUGUCACUGCACAUGAAGACAAGCAUAUCAGAAUAUGGGACAUUGUUACCGGCCAAUGUACACACUCAAUGGCAGCACACCUCGACGCAGUCACUUCGUUGUCCAUUGAUGCCGCUGGCUUCUCGCUGGUUUCAGGUGGCCAUGACUGUUCCGUCCGCUUCUGGGACCUCCUUGGUGCCCAUGCAUGUAUCCAAGAAAUUUCGAAUCACCGCGAAAAGGCCCAGGAGGGUGUACUUGCCGUUGAAUUCCACCCUUCGUUGCCAUUCAUGGCAAGUGCUGGUGCAGACGGCGUUGUCAAGCUUCAUGCAUCAUCGUAAUGAUAAACAAAAUACCAUCUUCCCUUCUAUGCUCACGUCGUAUAUGAUUUCCGUUUCUGUUGUUCCUCAUUCUUUGUGCUUUAUUUAUCGCACAAUACCACCUCUUUUAUUUUUUUUCCGUCCUUCCUCGCCCUUUGUCAUGAUCUUUUUUUUUCCUGUUCUGUUUCUUCUUCUGAUAUCGAUCCCCC
This is a messenger RNA of Fomitiporia mediterranea MF3/22, 2570 nucleotides long. RefSeq names its product WD40 repeat-like protein. NCBI's taxonomy places the organism in Eukaryota, Fungi, Basidiomycota, Agaricomycetes, Hymenochaetales, Hymenochaetaceae. The transcript is spliced from 9 exons. Gene Ontology annotation, molecular function: protein binding. The coding region runs from base 1 to 2382 and encodes 793 amino acids. The record is from RefSeq and is a predicted model, not a curated record.